AUGGCGCAUCUAGUGAACGAUUUGGAUGAGCUGCCCGAGAUCAUGCCGGGCAGGCUGGAAGAAAUCUACGCGUGGCUGGCCGUGUGCGACGCUACUAGUGCAGUGACCUCGAUUCACGAGAGCAGAGAGAAUAAUUGGCAGCAGCACCGGCAGGCAGAGGUGGCUUUUGAGUCGCGUCAAAGGCUUCCCUCCCCUCAGCGCUCUGUCAGUUCGAUUCAUGAGAGCAGAGACGGAAGCCGGCAGCAGUACGGACAGGAAGAGGAGGGGUUUGAGUCGCAUAAAGCACUCUCCUACCCUCAAAGGGCCGUGACCUCGAUUCAUGAGAGCAGGAAUAGAAGCCGGCAGCAGUACGGACAGGCAGAGGAGGUUUCUGAGUUGCGAAAAACACUGUCCUCACCUCAGCAGUCGGUCAGUUCAAUUCACGAGAGCAGAGACAGAAUCAGGCAGCAGUACGGACAGGCAGAGGUAGCCUUUGAGUCAUCUCAGAAGUCCCCAAACCCUCAGAGGUCUGUGAGCUCUAUUCACGAGAGCAGAGACAGAAGCCGGCAGCAGUACGGACAGGCAGAGGUAGCCUUUGAGUCAUCUCAGAAGUCCCCAAACCCUCAGAGGUCUGUGAGCUCUAUUCACGAGAGCAGAGACAGAAGCCGGCAGCAGUACGGACAGGCAGAGGUAGCCUUUGAGUCGACUCAGAAGGCUCCCUCUCCCCGGCGUUCUGUGAGUUCGAUUUAUGAAAGGAGAGAUAGGAACCGGCAGCAGUACGGACAGGCAGAGCUGCAGGCAUGGCAAUGGCAGCACGCGAAAAAACAGCAGCAGCAUGGGGGGCAGCAGGGUCAGCAAGAGCGGGCACAACAGCACAUGCAGCUGCUGCUGAUGGGGCAGGGGGAGGGGAAGCGGCAGGGGCAGGGGCAGGGGCAGGGGCAGGGGCAGGGGCAGGGGCAGGGGCAGGGGCAGGGGCAGGGGCAGGGGCAGGGGCAGGGGCAGGGGCAGGGGCAGGGGCAGGGGCAGGGGCAGGGGCAGGAAAUUUUUGAGACGUCUCAAACCUCGAAUGGGGGGCAGCAACAGUUGGCACAGCAGCACAUGCAGCUGCUGCUGAUGGGGCAGGGGGAGGGGAAGCGGCAGAGGCAGGGGCAGGCGUGUGCACUUGAGCGGUUUUCUGCUGCAGUGGUGGGCCAAAGAGAAUCAGUUUCUGAGGCGCCUAUCCUUCCACCUCCUGUCUCCGCGUCUCCCUCUUUUUCUUCCUUUGUCUCCGCGAUUCCCUCCUCAUCUCUUGAGUCUGCUGCUGCAAUUGCCGCGCGAGCAGCAGCAGUUUCUGAGGCGCCUAGAUCUGCUGCUGCAAUUGCCGCACGAGCAGUUGCACUAGUUGAUGCGCCUAGGGUUCGGUCUCCCACCUCUGAGUUUCCCACUUCAUCUUUUGAAUCAGCUGCUGCAAUCGCCGCACGAGCAGCAGCCAGAAUCCGUCGCCCCUCCCCUCCGCCCCUCCUCCUCAAUGCAAACUCAGCAGGGGAACGAGAGAAGGAAAGGGAGAAAGAUCGGGAGGGUGGUCGUGGUGCUGCUGCUGCUGCUGCUGCUGCUGCUGCUGCUGCUGCUGCUGCUGCUGCUGAUACUGCUGGUCGUUCGUCGCACCAGAAAAGCGUGCGGCCCUCUGACUGGCGUCCGCUCCCCGCUUCUGCUCCUUUUGAGGCGCCUCAAAAGUCGCAUCAGAAAAGCGUGCGGCCCUCUGACUGCCUCCCGCUUCCCGUUUCCACUCCCCUUUCCCCUUAG
Messenger RNA from Closterium sp. Naga37s-1, 1761 nucleotides. The record is from the annotation of a GenBank genome assembly. Lineage: Eukaryota; Viridiplantae; Streptophyta; Zygnematophyceae; Desmidiales; Closteriaceae.